UACUGAUAAGUGAUUUUUUGAAGUUUUAUUUUCGAUAUAAAUUGAGAUUUUUUGCCUUGUUGAAAUUAUUUCUUCUAUUGUAACUACUUUGACAAAAUGAAGGUUAUUAGUUCUGUGCUUGUUGCCGCUUUAAUUUUCGGAGUUGCUAGCUGCAACUCCCUAGAAAGAGAACGCGAUGUUCAUUUGACAGGAAUUUUCGAUAAAAUAAUAAACUCCACAUUAAACAAAAUCAUCGAGAAACUCCCCGAACUAAUCACUAUGAAGGAUUUGGAUAUUAACUUCCCUGAAUCAGGACUCAUCGUUGGGAGUGCUAAUAUUUCAAGCCUCAGCUUGGUUGGUAUCAACAAGUUGGUUGCUUCUUACAUCAAAGUUAAUGUUCUUAAUAUGCACCUCAACAUGACUAUGGACUUGCCAAUGGUCAAUAUUAACAUGAACUAUGGAGCCGACGUCACAUUGGCUGACUUACUUCCAUUGUACGGCGAUGGAAAAAUUAACAUUAACUUGGAAAAGACAUCUCUUCAAAUUGCUGGAGGAGUUAACAUGACCGGUGGAAUUUCCCUUAAGGAUAUAUCUGUGAUUUUAAGUAUGGGAGGCGCAACCUUUGAUCUUCAUGGUUUGAUUUACAACGAAGACUUUAGUGAUGUUGUCAGUGGUAUGCUCACCGAUAACGUAGCCCCCUUUAUCAACAACAACCAAAAAGUUAUUUCCGGAAUUUUGAGCCCCUUGAUCGAAACCGUAUUUAACAGCGUGCUCAAACCAAACAAAGAAUUGUUUUUGAAAUCUGUUCAAGAAAACUUGUAAACAGCAAAUGUAAUAUUAAAUAAUAAAAAUAAAAAUACAACGAUCUAACCU
Messenger RNA from Brassicogethes aeneus, 852 nucleotides. The record is from the annotation of a GenBank genome assembly. NCBI's taxonomy places the organism in Eukaryota, Metazoa, Arthropoda, Insecta, Coleoptera, Nitidulidae.